Molecule: messenger RNA, 3911 nt
Organism: Perognathus longimembris pacificus (Pacific pocket mouse)
Lineage: Eukaryota; Metazoa; Chordata; Mammalia; Rodentia; Heteromyidae
Gene: Ralbp1
Product: ralA binding protein 1
Exons: 10
Coding region: 256-2142 (628 amino acids)
Biological process (GO): small GTPase-mediated signal transduction; endocytosis; positive regulation of GTPase activity
Cellular component (GO): membrane
Molecular function (GO): GTPase activator activity; small GTPase binding
Source: RefSeq, a predicted model, not a curated record
CGCGUGCGCGCACAGCCGGCUCGUCCUGUUCUGUCCCAAUCAUUGUAAACAGGCGGAGGCUGGGCGGGGUGGGAAUGGGGCGCCCGGGGCCGACCGGGGGCACGGCGCAGGACGCGGUGACCGUCGCUGCGGCGGCAGCCUGAGCGCGAGGAGGCGGCGGCGGCAGCGGCGAGGCGGGCGGUCGCGCGGCCGCGGGCAGGUGUAAUGGAUAGGUAACAGAGAAGAACCGCUUCCCUUUCUUGUCAGGGUGUCAGCAUGACUGAGUGCUUCCUGCCCCCCACCAGCAGCCCCAGUGAGCACCGUAGAGCUGAGCAUGGCAGUGGGCUGACUCGGACCCCCAGCUCUGAAGAGAUCAGCCCUACAAAGUUCCCUGGAUUGUACCGCACGGGUGAGCCCUCGCCUCCCCAUGACAUCCUCCACGAGCCUCCUGACGUAGUGUCCGAUGAUGAGAAAGACCAUGGAAAGAAAAAAGGAAAAUUUAAGAAAAAGGAAAAAAGGACGGAAGGCUAUGCUGCCUUCCAAGAAGAUAGCUCAGGAGAUGAAGCCGAAAGUCCUUCCAAGAUGAAGCGGUCCAAGGGAAUCCAUGUAUUUAAGAAGCCUAGCUUCUCUAAAAAGAGGGAGAAAGAUUUUAAAAUAAAAGAGAAACCCAAAGAAGAAAAGCAUAAAGAAAAGAAGUCAAAAGACUUGACAGCAGCUGAUGUUGUUAAACAGUGGAAGGAGAAAAAGAAAAAGAAGAAGCCAAUUCAGGAGCCGGAGGUGCCUCAGAUUGAUGUUCCAAGUCUCAAACCCAUUUUUGGAGUUCCUCUGGUUGAUGCAGUAGAGCGGACCAUGAUGUAUGAUGGUGUUCGACUGCCAGCUGUCUUCCGCGAAUGUGUGGAUUACAUGGAGAAGUAUGGCAUGAAGUGUGAAGGCAUCUACAGAGUUUCAGGAAUUAAAUCAAAGGUGGAUGAGCUAAAAGCAGCCUAUGACCAAGAAGAGUCUCCAAACUUAGAAGAAUAUGAGCCUAACACCAUCGCCAGUUUGCUGAAGCAAUAUUUGCGAGACCUUCCAGAGAAUUUGCUUACCAAAGAGCUUAUGCCACGAUUUGAAGAGGCUUGUGGGAGGACCACAGAGAUGGAGAAAGUUCAAGAAUUCCAGCGUUUGCUCAAGGAGCUCCCGGAAUGUAACUACCUUCUGAUUUCCUGGCUCAUUGUGCACAUGGACCAUGUCAUCACAAAGGAACUGGAAACAAAAAUGAAUAUACAGAACAUCUCUAUAGUACUCAGUCCAACUGUACAGAUCAGCAAUCGUGUUCUCUAUGUGCUUUUCACACAUGCACAAGAGCUCUUUGGAAAUGUGGUACUAAAGCCAGUGACUAGACCUCUGCGCUGGUCCAACAUGGCCACAAUGCCCACAUUACCAGAGACUCAAGCUGGCAUCAAGGAGGAGAUCAGAAGACAGGAGUUUCUUUUGAAUUGUUUACAUCGAGACUUGCAGGGUGGGAUAAAGGAUUUAUCUAAAGAAGAAAGAUUAUGGGAAGUACAAAGAAUUUUGACAGCCCUCAAAAGAAAAUUGAGAGAAGCCAAAAGACAAGAGUGCGAAACCAAGAUUGCACAGGAGAUAGCCAGUCUUUCAAAAGAGGAUGUUUCCAAAGAAGAAAUGAAUGAAAAUGAAGAAGUGAUAAAUAUUCUCCUUGCUCAGGAGAAUGAGAUCCUGACUGAACAGGAGGAGCUCUUGGCCAUGGAGCAGUUUCUGCGUCGGCAGAUUGCCUCAGAGAAAGAAGAGAUUGAGCGUCUCAGAGCCGAGAUUGCCGAGAUCCAGAGUCGCCAGCAGCACGGCCGAAGCGAAACCGAGGAGUACUCCUCCGAGAGCGAAAGUGAGAGCGAGGACGAGGAGGAGCUGCAGAUCAUUCUGGAAGACUUGCAGAGACAGAAUGAAGAGCUGGAAAUAAAGAACAAUCACCUGAACCAGGCUGUUCACCUGGAGCGGGAGGCCAUCAUUGAGCUUCGAGUGCAGCUGCGGCUGCUCCAGAGGCAGCGCGCCAAGCCCGAGCCAGCCCCCGAGGAGGAGGAGCCGCCCCCCGAGGGGGCCCCCGAGAUGAAAGCAGCUAAGGAGCAGCCAAAGCCCUCGCCCAGCAAAGACCGGAAGGAGACGCCCAUCUGAGCAGCCCGUGGGCACCGAGCCCGCACCCUGCAAGGCCCCGUGCAUUUUACUGUAACCCCGAGUCCACGUGGCUCUGCUGCUGUACAUUCUGUAAAGGUUCGAGACUGACUCUCCACACGAGUUCUCGUCAGGCUCAGGUUCCGGAGGUUCUGUGGCUUCUUUUCCACAUAGUGUCAGCGUAGUUGACAGUUGAUUUUCCUUGUUCCAAUAACAUUUAACCCUUGAGUGGCUUCUUUUUAAACCAAAAAUCUGUCUUCGCUUUUUCUUUUCAAUCACAGCAGAAUCAGGAUUUCUUUCUCCAGGGUGGGAGGCAACCAGACCAGGUCACUGCUGCGCCUGCCUGCGGUGCCCAUGGCCGCCGUGCCGCCCGCAGGAGCCCGGGCUGCUCCCGCUUGUGCCUUUCACACCUCUGGGGUGCACGUUGUUCAGGGAGGAGCUGCCUCCUGUCUUCUGACUGGCCUCCGUGGCCCUCGCUGGGCGCCCUUCCCCGCCUGUCACCCUCUUACAGCUCUGAACCUGGCUGUGCGGCCUGCGUCACCAGCGUGGCCUGGUUUGGUUGCACAGAGGCCGCCUGGGCCCGCCGUCCCCCUCAGCAGUGCGGGCCCUGACUGUCACCGCCAGGGAUCAGUCUGGCAGCACUGGGGGGGCCCGAGGUCUUCACCUGACCCAAAGCCUCCACAGAUGACGUCAGCUGCUUGCUUGGGCAAGAAUGUUCUCUCUCUGCCUGAAUAAGCCAUAUGUCUGUUGUUAGACAAGUUCUAAACUCCUCACCUCUCAGUGAACCUUGAUUGAGAAUAGGAAAAAUGGCUCCUUGUAAUUGAAUCUGCGAUUCAGCCUGCCUUUCUGGUCCAUCUGAUCCACAUGGCUGCUCCAAGGCUUCUGAAAGGCCCAGCUCUCAGGCAGCUUGACCUGGUGGCCCUUUCAGGUGAGUGGCAGCCUGCGGCUCUGAACACAACCCCCCUGGGCCCCCAGACACCGGCGAUGAAGCCAAAUCCCACCCGAGGGCUCGGCUCUCCUCCUAGUUAGUAUUUAUUUUCAGCACCUGUUUGAUGGAAUUUUUUUUUAUCCUCUACCUAUUGCACUGUUGUGACUUGUUGGCCAUUAUUUCAUUUUUGUACGAAAAAAAGCUUUGUUAUAGAAAUCAGCAUACUAUUUUUUUAAAUCUGGAGAGAAGAUAUGGUGACUGAAAAUAUGGUCAGGUGUCAAAUAUAAAUGUAUAAACGCCUUCUUGCUGUCCUGUCAGACAUAUUAUAUUCAUUUUAUAUUUGCUGGAGAUACUGACAGUUUUCUUUUUGUUUGUGUAAAUUCUAAUUUCUAUCAAGGUGUCAUGGAUUUCUAAAAUUACUAUUACAAAUGUCUCAACAUUGGUUAACUAAUAAUUUUUGCCAAGACUAUUAUUGAUCAAGCAAAUAAAUUCAACAGCCAUUUUUGGGGGAAAAAGCUUGUAGUAUUUUUGUUCCUGUUGUGUCUGGUACUGAGUUGGUGUAGGCACGUCAAGGCUGAAGGGUGACCAAGUUGUCUCCCUGUGCAUUUGAUGACCACUGCAGUCCUGUUUGUGGUUUCAGCUGUCGCUUACCUUUCUUCACACCCAUGCAUGCAACUUAGUCCAUGUGCAGACCUAACUGAGGCUGGAUCUGUCCUGUUUUCUGUGAACAGCUUUGUUCUGCCACCAGGAAAACAAGCUUUGCCAGCCCAUUGGCCAGCCUUGGCCCAGGUGUGGCACUUCAGAGAGGCUUGCAGUUUUUGUUGUUGGUCGUGGAGCUUGCACU